This is a messenger RNA of Cryptomeria japonica (Japanese cedar), 1673 nucleotides long. RefSeq lists its product as uncharacterized. The record is from RefSeq and is a predicted model, not a curated record. Lineage: Eukaryota; Viridiplantae; Streptophyta; Pinopsida; Cupressales; Cupressaceae. The coding region runs from base 256 to 1320 and encodes 354 amino acids. Gene Ontology annotation, cellular component: cytoplasm. The transcript has 4 exons. Gene Ontology annotation, molecular function: electron-transferring-flavoprotein dehydrogenase activity; flavin adenine dinucleotide binding.
GUUCCUUGAAGGCCAAUUCGUCUGUUUUUGCUUUCUUCACCUGCAAUCUAUGACUUUGAACACCACUUGAAAGUUUUAAAAAGCCAGCGCGUAUAAUCAGAGUACUAGUCUUCUUUCCGCGUCAGAAUUUACUCGAAGUUUGGACCCGGUGCACGGCGCUUGCAUAGAUUAUUUAUAACCUCGGAAGUAAGGAAUUCCCUAAUAGCGGAAGAAAAAGGAAACUGAAAUAGCUUGGAAAGGUUAUCCAGUGUCUCCAUGGCUGAAUCAAAGCGAGUGGUGGUGGUGGGAGGUGGAAUUGCAGGUGCACAUGUCGUUAGAUCUCUGCAAUUUCACGCAAAUGUCACUCUUAUUGAUCCGAAGGAGUAUUUUGAAAUACCAUGGGCUAUGCUGAGAUGUAUGGUGGAACCGAAAUUUGCAGAGAGGUCUCUGUGUAAUCACAAUGAUUAUUUAGCAAAUGCCCGGCUGAUUAUCAGUAGUGCUGCGAGUGCUACUGAUACAGAUGUUGUCACAGAAUCAGGAGAACGCGUUCCCUAUGAUUAUCUGGUGAUUGCUACAGGGAGUACAUUUAAUGGGUCCAUCUCCAAACAAGACAGGAUUAAACAGUUUGAGUCAGAUUAUGACAAAAUCAGCAGCGCCCGGACAGUUCUGAUUAUUGGAGGUGGACCAACUGGGGUUGAGCUAGCUGCAGAAAUCAAGGUAGAUUUCCCUGAGAAGAAGGUAGUUCUCAUACAUAAGGGUUCCAGACUCAUUGAUUUUCUUGGCCCAAAAGCUUCGCAGAAGACCUUGGAUUGGUUAGUUUCCAAAAAGGUUGAGGUCCACCUGAACGAAUACAUUGAUUUGGAAAGCCUCUCAGAGUCAACCACUACCUAUACCACACAAAAUGGGAUGAAUAUAUAUGCAGAUUGCCAUUUCGUGUGUGUUGGAAGGCAUGUUGCUUCAUCCUGGCUUCAGAAUUCUGUUUUCAAAGAAUAUGUUGAUAAGCAAGGUCACAUGAAAGUAGACGAAUCUCUGCGUUUAAGAGGGAAAACUAAUGUCUUUGCGGUUGGAGAUAUUACAGACAUUAAGGAAAUCAAGCAAGGUUUCUUGGCUGAGAAGCAAGCAAAAGUUGUGGUUAGCAAUAUUCAGAUUUCACUUCACGGCUCCAACCGCAAGUUGAAAGCGUAUAAAGCUGCCUCACCAAUAGCAAUUGUCUCUCUUGGAAGAAAUGCUGGAGUUGCUCAGCUGCCGUUUGGUACUUUCAUCGGUUGCCUUCCAGGCAGGAUAAAGUCCAGAGACUUGUUUGUUGGAAAAACUCGUAAGGGAUUAGGGAUAGAGCCAUAGACACACUAUCAAAAUUUUCCUGAGAUUUCAUCUGUGUCCUUGUAUUUUUGCAGUCAGAGUCUAGUUUUUCCGUUAUUAAAUUGUGGGCUGAAGCUUUCAGUGUCUCAUAGGCUGGAGCAAAUCUGUGAGUUUGAUUCAGCUUAGACUUUAUAAUUGAUCUGUAUAAAUAUUACUAUAUCAGGUGUACAAGUCACUUCUUAAAUUGUUAGGUGGUUUUGCCUAUUCUAGCCUUUGGGUUCUCUGUAUUCAAGAGUUCAAAGCUGUAACGUCUUUGUUGCUUACACAUGAUCCUUGUCAUGGAGUAAAGUGCUAUUCUUAUUAUAUGAUAAUUCAGAAGCAUUGCAUGUCUCAAA